Messenger RNA from Colletotrichum lupini, 312 nucleotides. RefSeq lists its product as uncharacterized. Lineage: Eukaryota; Fungi; Ascomycota; Sordariomycetes; Glomerellales; Glomerellaceae. The record is from RefSeq and is a predicted model, not a curated record. The transcript has a single exon. The coding region runs from base 1 to 312 and encodes 103 amino acids.
AUGGAUGACUCCGAGUAUGAGAAAGGUUCAGCUGAAUCAGAAGCGCCAAAGACCGUCGAAAGUGCGCUGCAAUUACAAGCUAUGAGUAUGGUGCCGAAGGAGAAGCCAAGAAACAAUACCCAACAGGAUUCAGAUAACAAUUCCGCACAAAAGUAUGUUUCAUUUCCCCCCAUUCCCUGGCGAACCGAACGACGAGACGUUAAGGGAAACUCAAAGAGAACAACCGCAAGUGGGGGCAGAGACUGUAGAAGAAAAUCAAAAGGAACAACCGUAAGUGGAGGUAGAAUCAAAUCAGCAAGAGCCUCCCAAUGA